GUUGCGAAUCGUGGUACGGAGAACUUCUUCGCUGUCCUGCUCGGACUGAAACUUUCACGAGGCGAAGCCCCCUCGCGCUUUCUCAGGCAGAUUGCGAUAAGAAAAAAAAACCGGAAACAAUGGCGAAAGCACCCGCAGUCGGUAUCGAUCUUGGCACGACCUACUCCUGCGUCGGCGUCUUCCAGCACGGCAAGGUCGAGAUCAUCGCCAACGACCAGGGAAAUCGCACGACGCCCAGCUAUGUGGCCUUCACGGAGACCGAGCGUCUCAUCGGAGACGCCGCCAAAAACCAAGUCGCCAUGAACCCCAACAACACCAUUUUCGAUGCCAAGAGGCUGAUCGGUCGUCGCUUUGAGGACCCAACUGUCCAGGCCGACAUGAAACACUGGCCAUUCACCGUCGUGAACGACGGUGGCAAACCAAAGAUUCAAGUACAAUACAAAGGAGAGACAAAGACUUUCUUCCCCGAAGAGGUGAGUUCGAUGGUCCUGGUGAAGAUGAAGGAGACCGCCGAGGCGUAUCUAGGCAAGACCGUCACCAACGCUGUGAUCACCGUCCCCGCUUACUUCAACGACUCGCAACGUCAGGCAACCAAGGACGCUGGUACCAUCUCGGGCUUGAACGUGUUGCGUAUCAUUAACGAGCCCACCGCCGCCGCGAUCGCUUACGGUUUGGACAAGAAGGCGACCGGCGAGCGGAACGUCCUGAUCUUCGAUCUCGGCGGUGGCACCUUCGACGUGUCCAUCCUGACGAUCGAAGAUGGCAUCUUCGAGGUCAAGUCCACGGCCGGCGACACCCACCUGGGUGGCGAGGACUUCGACAACCGUAUGGUCAAUCAUUUCGUGCAGGAGUUCAAGCGCAAGUACAAGAAGGACCUGACCAGCAACAAGCGCGCCCUGCGCCGUCUGCGGACGGCGUGCGAGCGCGCGAAGCGCACCCUCUCCUCUUCGACGCAGGCCAGCAUCGAGAUCGACUCGCUCUACGAAGGGAUCGACUUCUACACCUCCAUCACCCGGGCGCGCUUCGAGGAGCUCUGCGCGGACCUCUUCCGCGGCACCCUCGAGCCCGUGGAGAAGUCGCUGCGCGACGCGAAGAUGGACAAGUCCCAGAUCCACGACAUCGUCCUGGUGGGUGGCAGCACGCGUAUCCCGAAGAUCCAGAAGCUCCUGCAGGACUUCUUCAACGGCAAGGAGCUGAACAAGUCCAUCAAUCCGGACGAGGCCGUGGCGUACGGCGCGGCCGUGCAGGCCGCCAUUUUGCACGGCGACAAGUCCGAGGAAGUGCAGGACUUGCUCCUCCUCGACGUCACGCCGCUCUCCCUGGGCAUCGAGACUGCGGGCGGUGUCAUGACCGCACUCAUCAAGAGGAACACCACCAUCCCGACGAAGCAGACGCAAACCUUCACCACUUACGCCGACAAUCAGCCCGGCGUGUUGAUCCAGGUCUACGAGGGCGAGCGCGCCAUGACCAAGGACAACAACCUGCUCGGCAAGUUCGAGCUGAGCGGCAUCCCGCCGGCGCCCCGCGGAGUCCCGCAGAUCGAGGUCACCUUCGACAUCGACGCGAACGGUAUCCUCAACGUGUCCGCGGUGGACAAGUCCACCGGCAAGGAGAACAAGAUCACCAUCACCAACGACAAGGGCCGGCUCAGCAAGGAGGACAUCGAGAGGAUGGUGAACGAGGCUGAGAAGUAUCGCAGCGAGGACGAGAAGCAGAAGGAGACGAUCGCCGCCAAGAACGGCCUCGAGUCUUACUGCUUCAACAUGAAGAGCACCGUCGAGGACGAGAAGCUCAAGGACAAGAUCAGCGCCACCGACAAGCAGACCAUCCUGGACAAGUGCAACGACAUCAUCAAGUGGCUGGACGCCAAUCAGCUGGCCGACAAGGAGGAGUACGAGCACAAGCAGAAAGAGCUCGAGGCCAUCUGCAACCCGAUCGUCACGAAGCUCUAUCAGGGUGCGGGCGGUAUGCCCGGUGGCAUGCCGGGCGGCUUCCCCGGAGCCGGCGGUGCCGCACCCGGCGGAGCUCCCAGCGGCGGCGGCGCCUCCGGACCCACCAUCGAAGAAGUCGAUUAAAUCGAGACGUCCGGCUUCGAUUCGCGUUCACUGCCCAUUCAUCGCCACCGAACCAACUUCUCUCUACCCUACCGUCACCGUCACCGUUCUGCAAUCGCUACGCAUUCCUUCGAUUUGGAAGUAACAUGAAGCAAUAAACACGAAUGAACGAACAUA
Molecule: messenger RNA, 2231 nt
Organism: Dinoponera quadriceps
Lineage: Eukaryota; Metazoa; Arthropoda; Insecta; Hymenoptera; Formicidae
Gene: Hsc70-4
Product: heat shock 70 kDa protein cognate 4
Exons: 3
Coding region: 120-2075 (651 amino acids)
Biological process (GO): protein refolding; vesicle-mediated transport; cellular response to unfolded protein
Cellular component (GO): plasma membrane; cytoplasm; cytosol
Molecular function (GO): ATP hydrolysis activity; heat shock protein binding; ATP binding
Source: RefSeq, a predicted model, not a curated record